UAGACCGAUAAAUAGCCCUUUUAUGAGAAUCCAAAAAUUGAUUAUCAUGAAUCAUGGUAAAAGUAUACUAUUAAUAAUCAAAAGUUCCCAACUUCUUUGCAUUUGAUUAUUUGUAAGUAAACUUUAUCCAUAUUGACCAUAUAUCCCAUUAUCUCCAUCCCCAUGGCCGGCAAAGCUACCUACUGCCGGCCAUAUGAAGCCGGAGCAAAAACAAAACUUCUCAUGACUCAUGCAUUCAUAACCAUGAUUACCCUCAUUUAUAUGCAUUUAACUUAUAAUAAGCCCACCAAUUUCAGCCAUUUUAAUACAUUUCUACAUGAUAAACAAAAUCGUUUCAGUCGUGGGUUGCGCACCAACUGUUUGACAAAAUGGCAAGCUGAAAUUUUGCCCAUGAAAAAUUUCUACAAAUAAGGGGAGCCUUUCACUGGUUGACUAUCCCCCAUCCACCACCCACAUUUCAAUCUAAAUGGUGGGAUUUUUUUUCUUUUUUUUCUCUCUUUUUUUGCUCCAAAUUCAUACCCAGUUUGUUUCUUCUUAUGACAUGAAAAUGAUCAUGUCCCAAAUUUGAAUAAGUAUUUUGAGAAUUUUAAUGUGCACCCCAAUUCCUGAUUUUCUUAUUUUAGCAAGUUUUUUUUUAUUACUGGUUCAAAAUCUAGCCUUUUGAUCAACAUACAUGCACAUUGGUGAAACAGGAGUUUCUUUUCUUUGUCAUUGAUUUUUUUUUUUUUUUUUUUUUUUUUGUUCUCUUGGGUGGUCUGAAUGAGGAAAUUGUGUCCGAAUUUGGAUAAGGAAGAUGCUCUCGAGACAAUCCUCGAGGUGCCUAUACCGGAGGAAAUGUUUAACAGCAUGGGAAACAAUGUUGCAUUGCGUUGUCAAAAUAUGCAGCAAUGGAUGAAGGCUCAGACCUCGGAUAAAUGGUCAUCGCCUGUGAUUUUAGGCCGGAUUAAUGAACUAAGGUUCAUUCUUUAUCAUAUUGGUGCCCCCCUUAUUCCUCUUCAGGUUCAUAUUGACAAGAUUAGUCGCCCCGUUAGAGAUAAUUCCAUUCAAACAUCAACUGCAAAGUAUAUCUUACAGCAGUAUAUUGCAGCAACAGGAGGGCAAACAGCCAUAAGCUCCAUACAGAGCAUGUGUGUUAUAGGACAUGCUAGGAUUGGCGCUACUGUGUUUCAUCUAGGUGAUCAAACUGUGAAGGGAAAAAACACUGAUGAAGCCGGGGGAUUUGUAUUGUGGCAAAAGAAUCCAGACCUGUGGUGUUUAGAAUUUGUGGUGUCUGGCUGCAAAGUCUUCUCCGGAAGCAAUGGUAAGGUUUCAUGGAGGCAAUCAUCAAAUCAACCUUCUGUCACAACUGGUUCUCCCAGACCCUUGCGUCGGUUUCUACAGGGCUUGGACCCAAGGGCUACAGCCAAUUUGUUCAUAGAUGCAGUAUGUAUCGGGGAGAAGGUCAUCAACCACGAGGAUUGCUUCAUCCUCAAGCUUGAGACAAGCCAGAAAACACUGGAUGCACAAAGUGAUCCAAAGUAUGAGAUCAUCCACCACACCUUAUGGGGUUACUUCAGCCAAAGAUCUGGUCUCCUCCUCCAGUUUGAGGACUCAAGGAUGUUGCGUUUGAAGAACAAUGUUGACAACGAUGAUGGAGAUGGAGUGUUUUGGGAGACAAGUGCAGAGUCAUUCAUUGAAGACUAUAGGUAUGUUGAUGGGAUUAAUAUAGCCCACAGUGGAAAAACCUCUGUUAGAGUGUUUAGGUAUGGUGAGCAGUCAGCUAAUCACCAAAGAGAGAUUGAAGAAACAUGGAAAAUCGAUGAAGUUGGUUUUAACAUUUGGGGUUUGGAUACUGACUUCUUUACACCACCAAAAGAGGAAGUAGAGACUUUAGAAUAUUGAUCGUUGAUUAAAUGUUUUUUUUCUUUUUUUCUUUUUCAUUUGGAGGGAAGGUUCAUAGAGAACUAUAUACGUAAUGAUAUAGACAAAAUUCGAUCUCAAGGUUAGGAAUAUUGCCAUUGCCAACUAAGUUAGUUAACAUUCACUGGUUUUGUACUUGAUGAGAGACUGUGUAUAAUUUUGGUCUCCAAAGUUGUAUAUAUUUGCAUGUUUGAUUAAAUUCUCAAUUUUGACUACAACUUUGGUUCUAUAUGGAAGAUUCAUAUUUCAUAUUAAGACUUUUAAGGUAUAAGAAAAUUUUAAUUGUUCUUGUUCAUCCAUUUGCCUACUUAAGUUAUUAAUCUCUGUAUUUGAUGAUGAUGAUGAUGAAUUGAGUCGCGUUAUAACUCUAUGUCAAAUAGACUUCACCUCUGAUCGAGAUCAA
Molecule: messenger RNA, 2302 nt
Organism: Chenopodium quinoa (quinoa)
Lineage: Eukaryota; Viridiplantae; Streptophyta; Magnoliopsida; Caryophyllales; Amaranthaceae
Exons: 3
Coding region: 760-1881 (373 amino acids)
Source: RefSeq, a predicted model, not a curated record